AUGUUAUUGCUUGAUGGUUGUUUUGUGGUUGAGUUUAUUCGAGAGUGUUCUGAAAUAUAUCCAGAAGAAGAAAACAAAAUUAUCGAUUUUGUUGAUUACAAAUAUAAUCAACUACUCCGAGACUUGUUGUUACUAGAAAACCAACUUCCUUUCUUUAUACACAAAAUCCUUCAUUUAAUGACAGCGAAAACUGAUGAAUUACCAUUGGUGAUAUGAAACAUUUACUUGAAGUAGUACACGUUGUUUCAUGUCCGAGGAAUUCCGAUGAGAAAUGGGCAAUCGACAAUGAGACCAAGUGGAAUAAGGUCAUGCCAAAUGCAACAGAGCUUUCCGAAGCUGGAGUUAGAUUUUACUGAAACCCUCCUGGGAAAUUUCAUUGCUUAUGAGCAACAAUCAACUGAUUUACAAUAUUUAUAUUUCAGUGAUUAUGCAAUUUUUAUGGAUCAUCUUAUCGACUCAGAUAAAGAUGUGAGUUUGCUUCGCCGUAAAAAAAUCAUAGCAAACUGGAUAGGAGAGGACAAAGAAGUGGCUAGCCUCUUCAACAAAAUCGGAAAUGGGGUCACUACAUAUUCCAACUUCUAUUACAGAAAAGUAUUCUUAGAAGCAGCUAAACAUUGUGAUGAAAAACCAUGGAACAGAAAGAUGGCAAGUUUGAAGCAUAAUUAUUUUAGUAGUCCUUGGGUAGGAGCUUCAACUAUGACAGCCGUCAUACUCCUCAUACUCACAGCUAUACAAACUAUUCUAGCUAUCAUAAGCGCCUUUAAAGACAAGGGGAGGAAAGUGGAUCAUUUGAUCGAGAUUAAGGAAACAAAUGGUCAAGAUCAAUUAGUGUUACAAACUAUGAAAUCCGCAAAUCAAAUCUUUGAUGAAAAAUUUAAGUAUUUGGACAAUACAUGUAUCAAAUCCGCGACCAUAUUUAGAGUAAAUAUGGGAUUACGAAAAUCAAAUCCAGAUGCUUAUACACCAAUGUUGAUCUCCAUUGGUCCUUACCAUAAAAGGAAUCAUGAACUUAGUUCGAUGGAGAAGUACAAAUUGUUGUACCUACAACGAUUUCUCCAACGAAAAGAGGGGCUUGAUGUUGAAAGUUGCAUUAGUGCAUUGGAGAAAAAGAAAGAUGAAGCACUAAAAUGUUAUGAUGAUAACCUUGACAAUGAUAUUGUUGACAAGUUUUCAGAAAUGUUGUUGCUUGAUGGUUGUUUUGUGGUUGAAUUUAUUCGAGAGUACUAUGCAACUGAGGAAAAAGAAGAAGAAGAAGAAGACAACGACAACAUCAUCAACUUGGAAUGGAUGAAGAAACAAAUAUGUCGAGACAUGGUGUUACUAGAAAAUCAACUCCCUUUCUUUGUACUUACCAUGCUUCAUGACAUGACAAAGCAUCAUAAAGAAGUGAGCUUCUUGUAUAUGGUGAGAAAAACCUUACUUGAUACUUUCCCAAAGGCAAAAUUCAUACCCCCAUCAGAAAUUCACAAUUUUAAUACAGAACGAUUCAAUCAUUUAGUUCAUGUAAUACACAUGUGUUGUCGACCAUCAGAUCAUCAUGAUGGUAUGAAAGAUAAACAAAACAAAAAUGCUAGCACACCAAAAGAAUGUUGCAAGAUAACAUUUUGUGACAACGUUUUCCAAUUAACCAAGUCAAAAAAAACUCCCAAAGUCCUUGGUUUAUGGGAUUGCUAUCAUAUUCCAAGUGUAACAGAGCUUUACGAUGCUGGAGUUAGAUUCAUAAGAAUAGGAAAUGUGCAAGAAAAGGAGGAUAAAACUGUUGGAUUAAUAACAAAAACAACAUUAUUCGAUAUCAAGUUUGAGAAGGGAUUAAUGAAAAUUCCUUGUUUUGCAAUCGAGGAUACUAUGGAAACCUUCAUGAGAAAUUUGAUAGCUUAUGAGCAACAUUACUCUAAAGUAGAUGUAUAUCCUUUUUUUUCAAACUACGCACAUAUAAUGACUCAACUUAUUGGCUCACAUAGAGAUGUGAAGUUUCUUCGCAAAGAGAAAAUCAUCCUUAAGGACAUAGGGGAUGACAAACAAGUGGCCAGCAUUUUCAAGAAACUUUCAGAUGGGGUGGAAAUCACAAGCUUUUAUUACAUAAAAGAAUGCAGCAAAUUGAUUCAACAUUGUGAUAAGCCAUGGAGUCAAACGAAGGCUAGUUUAAGGCACAACUAUUUCUUGAGUCCUUGGGUAGGAGCUUCAACUGUGGCAGCUAUAACACUUCUUGUACUCACUGUUAUACAGACUGUUCUGGCUUUUACUGGUGACUUUAUGAAGUAA
This is a messenger RNA of Solanum stenotomum, 2262 nucleotides long. RefSeq names its product UPF0481 protein At3g47200-like. The transcript is spliced from 6 exons. Lineage: Eukaryota; Viridiplantae; Streptophyta; Magnoliopsida; Solanales; Solanaceae. The record is from RefSeq and is a predicted model, not a curated record.